AUGGCGCGAUAUGCAGACGCGGCGGCCUACCUAAAUGCGCUGGGGGACUUGGACGCGACGAACCGAGAUUCUUUCCAGUACGCCGUCUCACACGCGGAGAUCGCGUACACGCUGAGCGUGAAGCAUCGCCGCGGCGAUGCCGCGCGCUUCAACUGGCGCAGACCUCGCUACGACGGCGGUUGCGAUACGUGCAACGGAGACGAGGUGUCGGCGCUGGGGGGCACUAUUUUGGCUGGCACGCCCGCGAGCCUAUGGAUGAGCAAGCUCGACUCGUCUGUGCUGUGGUGCCUCGACUACAACCUUGGCACGCUCAAGUCCGAACUAAGCGUUGACGCCCACACAACUGUGGAGCGUUGGAUUCAGACUUUCGAAGAGGGCGUCGAGGCGCACAUGGCCACGAAGAUGGACGCAUCUUCCGCGUUCGCCGACCUGCUCGGCAGCGGCCCGCGCAAGCGCCCCGCUGCCGCGAAAGCUGCGCCGAAGCUUCGGGCCAGGCGCUCGGCGGGGAGCCAGCCAGCGCGGGCGGGAGUGAAGAAACGGUCCGUCAUGAAGCGCCCCGCUCGGCCCACGCCCCCAGCAGCCCGAACCGCGAAGGUCAUCACGCAGGUUGACGAGUCCUUCUUGAACAAGGGCAAGUUGCCCAAGUUGGCGAAGAACGCAAGGCCGAAGAAGGACAAGCUGUGGCUCUGGGGCGCCGUCGACCAGGGCUCGCCGCACCGGUUCUUCUUCAAAGUUUUGAAGUCGGUGGGGAAUGCUUACGACGGGAAGCCCAGGGGCAAGAAGGAGCUCUUGGACAACUUCACGGAGCUGCCGCCGCCCGCUGGGGUCAUCAUUGUCUCGGACAAGUGGAAGGGGACCAUAGCGGCCGCGAAGCAGUACCGCACUGACGCUGGCCUCACCGAGCGGACGCUGCCGCGCGAGGUAGUGAACCACAGCGCGGGCAAGAUCACGAACGAGAGAGGGUUCACUACCAACUACAUAGAGCUUCAAUUGUCAUUGAUCAAGCGAUGGAUCAGGAAGCGCCACGGCGGCAUGUUGCCCAAGAAGGCCAACAAACAGAAGUGGUCGAGGCCCCUUGCCGAGCAUAGGUUCCGCACCCACAUCAAGGCCGUUGAGCAGGAAGUGACUUUCAGAGCGCUGGCGGCCGCGUUCCAG
Molecule: messenger RNA, 1155 nt
Organism: Prorocentrum cordatum
Lineage: Eukaryota; Dinophyceae; Prorocentrales; Prorocentraceae
Source: the annotation of a GenBank genome assembly